Molecule: messenger RNA, 5202 nt
Organism: Mycena citricolor
Lineage: Eukaryota; Fungi; Basidiomycota; Agaricomycetes; Agaricales; Mycenaceae
Source: the annotation of a GenBank genome assembly
AUUUGAAAUCCGAUGGGAUGCUGAUAUAACCGUGAGAGUCAAUGAGGCAAGCGCAAGCACGCUGGCGGAACGUAAGAUGCGGGUGUAGACAGACACAGAUUUGAUUGUCCAGAUUUUGUAUUGUUGUCGACUUGCUUUCAGUUGUCCUUCCCCUCACUCCGAGCUUUUACGUCUUGGAGUCCUUUGCGUCUCUUCAUUGCCGGGCAGCGGGUGCAUGUCUGCCUCGCGAUACUCUCUCCCCCAGCCCCCCAAUGACUUCAGGCUCCCGAGUCUCAAGAGUCUGAAUUUCGAGUAUCAGCGCGACCAGGAAAUUUCGAAUGCGACGACUAUACCGACCAGUGCUCCGACAAUCCCGCAUAACGCUUCCAGGCAGCAGGAGGUCGGACGAGGGAGGCUUGCCGGCCAUGCCCAAGGGGGAGGACACGUUCAGUGGACGUCGAGACCACCUCAGCACCAGCUGGGUCCUAGCACACAGCAGCCUUCGCCUCCACCAAAUGAUGUAAAUCGUCGUGUGGUAAAUCCACAUCCUCAAGCGCACCAAGGUCCCUAUUCUGCUCGACCUCCCAUACACGAAUCUGCCUCUUCGCCGUCGGGAUCGGGAUCGGGGUCAAAUUAUGGCGCGGUGCCUGUUUCAGUCCCGCAGCAUGUUCCACCGACGCACCCGUCGCAUUCUCAGCAACCCCAGAGGACGACGCAUCCCAGCGCAAAUGGGAAGAGGACGAGCAAGUCGGGGCGGAGCUCUCAGCAGACCCAACAGCCGUAUCCACCCUCGUCAUCCUCCUCGUCUCCCUUCUAUACUCAGCAGCAGCAACAGCAGCAGCAGCCUAGCCAGCCGGUUUACCAGGGUCCGCCACCGACCCACUCUUAUCCAGUCCACUAUCCCCCCGCUCUCCACGGAAGUGCCGAACCACCACCCUCUCAUGUGCAUCAUCCACAACCUGCACCUGUGCCUCACCAUUCUCAUUCGCGGCAAUCGACUUCGACUGCCUAUCCCCAUUCUCAGCCUGCACCGCCGCCUGCCCAUCAUCAUCAGCAGGUGCAUAAUCCUUAUCCGUCGCCAGGGCCCGGACCCCCGCCACCACCGCCGCCGCCCGCACAAGACUGGGAUGAGCGACAGUAUCAUCAGCAGCUGCAGCAGAAUCAGUCCCAGCAACGAUAUGCAGCUCCGUCCCCGCUUUCGCACUAUCCACCGUCGCAACAGCAGCAGCAGCAACAGCAGCAGCAACAGGCGCCGCCUCCACCACAGGCUCAAUAUAUGAUGCAGGAUCAGCGUUUAAGAACCAGAACAAGCUCUCAGUCUCGGUCUUCGCUGCAUGGAGCAACGACGCCGGUGUCUAAUCCCUAUGUCCCCCCUCAGCCAGCGCAUUCGUUAUCGCAGCCACCGCAGGGUCCCCCCGCGAGCUCGUCGAGUUUAUCCGGGGCUCAAGCACAUUCGUAUCCGCCGCCAUAUACACAUGCUUCGCAUCCGCCGACACCGCCGACACAACAGCAGCAAACGCACUCGUCCUCGCCCCUGCUGCUCUAUCCCCAUCAAUCACAUUCCCAAUCGCUUUCGCAUCCGCCCCCAGCGCCGCCGCCCUCCGCGUCGCCGCCGUCGUCGUUCUCUGAAACGCAUGGGCCUCCUCAAUACUCACAUUCAUCGUCGCUGUCAGGCUACGCGUCCCAACGGCACUCGCGGCCGACAGAGCAGCGGCCGGCACCGUCGCAGAGGUCCAGCUCGGUAACUUCCGCGCCGGCUGUUUCGCCCGUCGCGUUGACACACCAUCGGCAACCGUCGGGGCCUCGACAGCCGCAGCCGCAACCGCAGCCACAGCCACAUCAAGUGCACCAUCAUCGGCCAUCGCAGCCCACCCCGCCGGCGCCGCCACCUGUGGAUGUCGCGCAAUCGCAGCAGAAUUUUGCCUCUGUUUCUCCUGUGAUGUCCAACAGGCCGCCUCGCCGACCGACACCCGUUACUGCUCCCCACGUGCUAACCCCAGCUAGUGCUCGGACGCCGACUUCUGCGACGUUCGAAUCAUAUCGGAGCAAUCCUCCGCCACAGACGACGGCUGGAAUGGGAUCAAUAGCUCCGAGGGAUCUCUACGUAAAUGCCAGCAUGGCCGAGAAGCAACAUGCCGCGCAUUCGAGAGGCUUGUCACAUUUGCAGCACCCGCCGCCGCCUUCACUGCCGCCGCUCGUAACUCAGCCGUCUCCCGUGCAGCUCGCGCCGCCGAUCCAGCAUCCACCGCCGCCGCCACCUCCGCUUGCUCAGCCCAUCCCAUCGCCACAAGAAGCGCCACCGCCGCCCAAUCCCAAGGCCAGUUUCAUGAAUGGGAUUGUCGAGCAUUGCACAGUUUUGUACCAGUUUGCGAGCCACUGGGCGCAGGCACAGGCGCAAGAUCCAAACGUCCAGCCGUCUCAGCAAGAGGUCGCUGCCAUGGCUGGGCGCGCGGCCGAAGUUGUCCGCUUGCUCGAGGAAGUCCGGAAGCUGACUGCUGAAUCUGCCGCUGCAGAUUCGAUGAGGGGCCGCGCGACCCCGAUGGACGUCGACUCUGCGGGUCCGAAUGACCACGGAAGAGGCCCGAAGCGGACUUGGGCGGAGAUGCAGGGCGCGGAGGAUGGCGAGGAUGAGCUAGAGGAGGAUUCCGAGCCUCAGCCAUAUCCCACGCCGACAGAAUCGAAAACAUCUCCUCCGGUGCAGUCGGGCAACAGCGUGUUUGAUUCCAACCCGCACAACGAAUCGCCCGAGGCGCAGACCACCGCGGAGUACGACAUGGAGCUGAUCCGCGUGAAACGGGCUGCUACGGGUGGGACGGUGGGUCCCAUGGGCCCCACAGCCAAGAACAAAUACCGGAAACGCAGUGUGAGUGUCAAUGUCGGCUUGAGAGGGAAUGUGCCUGACGACUUGGCCCAUGUUUGGUCUGGACAGAGGGCCACACCUCCUGGUAAAUGUCAUUCGUGUCAAAUCCAGGAGACUCCGGAAUGGAGGAGAGGCCCUGACGGUGCCCGAACGUUGUGUAAUGCGUGCGGUUUGCAUUACGCCAAAAUGUUGCGGAAGCGGGAAAAAGAGCACCAGGCGGCUGGGAACAACGGGGAAGUGCCCAAGAUUGACAUGGAGGCCUUGCGAGCAUCGGCCAAAGCCGACUUGGCAGAGAAGAGUGCCCGGAAAAGUGCGCAGCAGUCGCAGACGCCUGCCGAGAAGACCCAGAUGCCGGCGCCCUCGCAUUCGCACCAUGAGGGCACAUUCCAAGUCACGUUCUCGACCAUCGGACCGGCGGAUGUGCAGGCGCAGCUGAAUGGACGGGCGAAUGGGUCUGUUAAGGCCGAGCAGGCUGGGCCACCUCCUGGGCCGGCGGCGGCGGCAGCACCGAUGAUGACGACGACGACGACAUCCUGGGCCACUGCGCGGAAUUACACGCCGGACCAACAACCGUCGUUUAUCCGUGCGAAUGCAUCCCCACGAUGAGCGGCAUCCGCUGCAGCUAUCCAUCCAUCCAUUCGUUUGCUUUCGAUAUUGCUUUCUUUCGCAGGUGCCGCCCCAUCUACUUAAUAUUGUAUCGUCCUUGCACCUUGGGUAUUAUCGCCUAUCUGGUAGGGCUGGCUGUAGGAGGAGGAUGUAUGUAUCUUUGUGUCACUGGACUAAUCCUGAUCAACCCUCGCCGAUCUGUGCCUUUUGAGAAUCGGUACCGGUAUCGCCAAUCUCAUCGGGCUCCCCACGUGUGGCUGUGCGCCAGAUAUCAGGCGAGAUUGAUCCCGCGGAAGCAAAUUCAGAUCGAUCCCGGCCAACUUGGUUUUAGUGGUGGUAGUGUUUCUAGAAGAGAUGGAGGAUGUAACAUUGAAUCCGUCUACGAUCCAUCAUUGCGCAGAACGUGCACAAUCGAGCCCGCCGAGCUGUGUGUGUGAUGAGAGUUAACUCCAUUUGGAAGUUUCCCUUUUUAGAUGACAGGUGUAAUUUCCCCGAUACUGCCCGAUAACGAUUCGCUUUGCAAGGCUUCGGAGAUCGGCAGCCUAGAAAGUGAUAAGUAGCUAGUGUAAUACGACUGACGUCAGGACCAAGUGAGAAACAAGUCUUCACGGGUACGAAGCAGGCCAGAGCACAGCAUCGACGAAUGAAUACAUAUAUACAAUCUCAAUAAUACUGGUAAGGUCGACGGCCGUUGAACGAAUUCGAUAUAUGCGUCGACUGGAAGUUCGAGCGCGUCGUGUGGUCGCCGCUGAUGUUCGUGAUCGUGAUGUUCCCCCCAAGGGUAUUCCCUUCGAAGACAUUGGCCCACGUGGGAUGCGCUGUGGGUGGGACACUGCCACUGCCGGCCGCCGAGGGAGCGGGGGUCGACAUGUGCGGUGGUAUCUGGCUCUGUGUCGACUCCGAUUCCGAUUUAGCUUGGGAGGCUGACUCAGAGUCGAGCUUCUGCUGCUGCACACGUAGCUCGCUGAGGACCUGCACGACAUUCUCGUGAAUAGAGAUGCUCGAUUGAAGCUGCAGGACCACCACAUUAGCGCUUCCUCCACAGAAGAACAAGAUAGGACCCCGUACCCCAAACACAUCUAGCGACUGUUUGAGCCGUGCCCGGAACUGGACUAUCUGCGCGGCCUGGGACGUCACGGUGAAAACCCGUCGGAUCAGGGACCUCGAUGCGCUUUUCUCAGCAGAGGCGUUGAUCUGUCCGAGAGUCCUAUGCAACUCAUGAGAUGCGAAGCCGACGGAAUACUGACAUACUAACACUAUAAGAUCCUCCACGCGCUUGCCGAGGGCGGACGACGGCUGCACCCCCGACUUGGCCAAAUCCUCGUACACGAGGACAAUUGCAGAAACCAGAUCACACGCAUCGUUCGCCAGGGCCUUGAACGCCUCCUUAUUGUCCCUCACGCCCUGGACGGUCUUGGAUAUCGUGAGCGCCAGGCCCGCGGCUUGCUGCACGAAGGGCACGGGCGAGAGCUGCGAGGCCGCGGACAGCGUCGCGAGGAUCGUGUUCGUAAUGUCGAAAGCGGCCCCGCUGCUGUUGAUCUGCGGACCCGACUCUUCGAUGUUCGAGAAAUAGGUCAUUCCAUGCGGGACCUUGGGGACUGCCGUGGAUGGCGAGGGCACAGAAACGUUCGGGGUUGCCAUUAUGAUGAAGUGCUGCUAUAUGUUGUAAAAAUUAGAGAUGUUUUGAAUCCUUCUGCGUGCAUCUCGUUUAUGUCUUGACCCAUGGGGGCGGUGGGCACUGGGGGCACACAGGGAAC